Eremomyces bilateralis CBS 781.70 is the source of this 780-nucleotide messenger RNA. RefSeq lists its product as uncharacterized. Lineage: Eukaryota; Fungi; Ascomycota; Dothideomycetes; Eremomycetales; Eremomycetaceae. Bases 251 to 415 code for a protein of 54 amino acids. The transcript has a single exon. The record is from RefSeq and is a predicted model, not a curated record.
CUGCCCUGCCCGUGCAGCAUCAAUUUCCAGCGUAAGCGCGGGAUCACGAUUUCUCCGAUCCCCAAUUUCGUUUCUGCCAUCGGCCAUGGGAACAAUACACUCGACUCUCGGCAUCAGCAAUUGAAUCAUGAAUCAUGAUCGCUCUAUCUAAAGUUAAUCCAUUAUCACUCCCGAGUCUUGAGUUCUGAACCAUUUCACAGGGUAUGUCUGACGACAUGCGACCUGGAUUCAUGGUAUGGAAAUUGCAAUAAUGCCCAUUGUCAUCGAAACCGGGCACCAGGCAUAUGGAGUCCGACAGAAGGGAAAGAUCCUUCCGGCAUCACCACUGCGGUCUACACCAACCACUCGCAGACUCGGACACUUUCCUGUUGUCCCCUGGAGCGGCACUUCCGACGUGCGACCCCUAAACUUGUGAUCCCCUGCUCACAUAAUCGGAGUCUAUUGAUGGCAUACAAUGUAAGUCAUCGAUAAGGGUGGAUGUUGUGGGACGGGAAUGGGAACCCUUCCUCCUGCAUUGUCACCGUCCGUGGUCCAUCACAAGGCCCAUAGAUGUGGUCGAUAGGUAUCAGCGGCAUGGGAGGAAUUAGGAUGCGUUGUCGUCAGUCGUCUUUGUCGACAGGGUCACAGCCCAGACCCGGCAGCCUUGCGCCCUGCUCAUCGACCAUGCGACCAUCAACCAGUGGUUUGUUUCUGGUGUCCAAGACAUCGUGAAAGCCCUUUUGGCUGCAUCCAGAUUCGCGAUUCCGGUGGCACACGUCCACGAACCUCCUUUAGGGCCUC